Molecule: messenger RNA, 2259 nt
Organism: Glycine soja
Lineage: Eukaryota; Viridiplantae; Streptophyta; Magnoliopsida; Fabales; Fabaceae
Product: putative receptor-like protein kinase At4g00960
Exons: 7
Coding region: 112-2124 (670 amino acids)
Biological process (GO): protein phosphorylation
Molecular function (GO): protein serine/threonine kinase activity; ATP binding
Source: RefSeq, a predicted model, not a curated record
UCACUCUUUCCGUGUGAUCAAGGAUAUCUAACAUAUACAACCAAAUUAUACUACGUGACAUAUCUUUAAUUAUCAUCUAGGCACUAAAUUAAGCAAAUUCACAAGUACUCCAUGGAGGGAAAACUACUAAAUGUGAGAUCAAUAUAUUCCUUUCUUUUCCUGCUAUUGCUAAGCUUCAAACCACAUGUUACAAAGGCACAAUCACCCAACUAUGUGGGAGAUGAUUGCCAAAAUACCACCCAACAAAAAGCUCUCAGCAGUGCAUACAAAACCAACCUUAACAGUGUCCUCUCAUGGCUCUCCACAGAUGCAGCCACAAGCAAAGGCUACAACCACAACAGCUUUGGCAACAACACCUCUGGAGGAGAUGCUUCUGAUGCUGUGUAUGGCCUCUAUGAUUGCCGCGGCGACAUAGUCGGAUACUUUUGUCAAUUCUGUGUCUCUACUGCUUCCAGAGAAGUUCUUCAGCGCUGCCCCAAUAGAGUAUCUGCAAUUGUGUGGUAUGAUUUCUGCAUCCUGAGGUACUCUAAUGAGAACUUCUUUGGGAAUGUCACAGUGUAUCCAUCAUGGCACGCCGUUCGACCGAAAAUCGUGUCUAGUAAAGAAGAGAUUCAGAAAGGUUUGGAUUUUAUGAGAGGUUUGAUCAGAAAAGCAACUGUGGAGACCAAUCUUUUGUACUUUAUGGAUGGCUUCAAUUUGAGUUCCACUCAGAGAAGGUAUGGCUUGGUGCAAUGCAGUAGAGAUCUCACAAAUGAUGGAUGCAGAGAGUGUUUGGAGGCUAUGUUAGCACAAGUUCCCAAAUGUUGUGAACAAAAUUUGGGGUGGCAAGUUUUGGCUGCAAGCUGUCUCAUAAAGUAUGAUGAUUAUAUUUUCUACCUUUUUCGCACUCAAGCAUCUGAUACACAAACAGCCAAACAAAGGGGUGCUAGUAAGUCAAGAAUAAUAUUGAUCAUUGGCUUAAGUGUGCUGGGGGCAGUAGCUUUACUGUGUUUUAGUGUUUAUUGCUUCUGGUUCAGGAAAAGAACUAGAAGAGGAAGAGGAAAAGAUGGGAGGAUACCUGAUACCAUACAUCAAUCAUCAUAUCACAAUGUUCAAACUGAGGAAACACUGAAUACAGACCUGCCUACAAUCCCAUUAAUCACAAUUCUAAAGAGUACUGAUAACUUUUCAGAAGCAUCUAAGUUAGGGGAAGGUGGAUAUGGCCCUGUUUACAAGGGAAUUCUACCAGAUGGAAGACAAAUUGCAGUCAAGAGACUCUCACAAGCUUCUGGUCAAGGCUCAGAAGAGUUCAAGAAUGAAGUGAUGUUUAUAGCCAAAUUGCAACAUCGCAACCUUGUAAGACUUUUGGCGUGCUGCUUGGAGGGACAUGAAAAGAUACUUGUAUAUGAGUAUUUGUCGAAUGCAAGUCUCGACUUUCACCUGUUUGAUGAGAGAAAAAAAAGGCAACUCGAUUGGAAUCUAAGAUUAAGCAUUAUCAAUGGCAUAGCAAAAGGUCUUUUAUACCUUCAUGAGGACUCUAGACUCAAAGUUAUUCAUAGAGAUCUCAAAGCUAGUAACAUUCUGUUAGAUGAUGAAAUGAAUCCCAAAAUAUCAGAUUUUGGAUUGGCAAGGGCAUUUGAAAAAGGCCAGAACCAGGCAAAUACAAAACGAGUAAUGGGCACCUAUGGAUACAUGUCUCCAGAGUAUGCUAUGGAAGGAUUGUUUUCAGUGAAAUCUGAUGUCUUCAGCUAUGGAGUUCUUGUUCUAGAAAUCAUUUGUGGGAAAAAGAACAGUGGUUUCUAUCUAUCAGAAUGUGGCCAAAGUCUUACUUUAUAUGCUUGGAAAAUAUGGUGUGCAGGAAAAUGUUUGGAACUAUUGGAUCCAGUGCUGGAGGAAUCUUGCAUAGAGAGUGAAGUUGUGAAGUGCAUACACAUUGGUCUGUUGUGUGUUCAAGAAGAUGCAGCAGAUAGACCAACUAUGUCCACUGUUGUUGUAAUGCUAGCAUGUGAUAAAAUGCCCCUUCCAAAACCUAACCAGCCUGCAUUUUCAGUCGGAAGAAUGACCUUAGAGGAUGCCUCUACAUCAAAAAGUUCCAAGAAUCUUUCCAUUAAUGAUGUAACAGUCUCUAACAUUUUACCAAGGUAAUGGAAAAGGCAAUCAGUGUUGUUCUAUAUUUUUUUUUUCCUGGUGAAACCCGUAUAUUGUAUACCUUGUAACAUAAUGAAGAGCCUCUGGCAAAUCAGUAACAUUUUUCAGUUUUGGAUAUGUUCUUAAAGGUAA